Molecule: messenger RNA, 24675 nt
Organism: Porites lobata
Lineage: Eukaryota; Metazoa; Cnidaria; Anthozoa; Scleractinia; Poritidae
Source: the annotation of a GenBank genome assembly
AUGUACAAGAGAAUUAUCAGGUUUGUAGAUUCUAUCACGAGUAUUCGAGUCAUGAGUGAUUUCAACAUGUCAACAUCAAGAGUUAUCCACUACAGUAUCAAAGGCAAAGGCCAGGGACUGGAACAAGUCUUUCACACAUACUGAUCAUCCUGCUGCUGGAGCAGUUGGCCAAGAGGGUUUGGCAAACUACCUGCAAAUCCCAGUCCUCAUUCCUGAAUAUUUACCGUGAAGUUCAGAAAGUAAUGACCCCUCAAAAGUAGCAAACCUCUGAACGUAGCAAUAAAAUGUCACAGGUGUGAAUAGCAAAUCCCGAAAGUAGCGACCCUCCCUCCGAAAAUAACUAUGUACCCUCCAAAAAUAGUCCCCUCAAAACUAAUUUCCUUUCCUGCAAAAAACAACGGAUAUGAUAGAUAUUCUGACCAAAUGCCACACUAAUCAAACAUUCCUAUUCAUAACUCUUAAAGUACAGGAUAUACAUUACAUUUGUACCUUUUCUAAAAAAGUAUUCCUUUCACAUUUUGUGCGAUUUUAUUUUUUGAAUUGCCCAUGUGAAGUACACGUUUUAGCCAUCCAAAAGUAACAACCCCCUGAAAGUAGUGAGCCUCUGAAAGUAGUGAUAGCAGAAGGGUGCUAAAUCCGAAAGUAGCAUCACGAGGGUCAUUAGUUUUGAAACUUUACGGUACUUCUUUCUCAGUGAGUUCUAGUCCUCACUCCUGCUUGUUCUCUUUAUGGUCAGAAUAAAAAGUGUGGCACAGGUGUUUCUCCACUUGUGAGAUCUCUUACAAAGAAAUGUUCUUUUGAUUGUUCUUCUAUGUGACCAGAAGCCCUAUCUUACAAUGUAGAUGGUUUUCAUAUCCAGUAUAGUAUUAGCCUGUUCCAGGCUCCGAGAUAGUGGUGAAAAGUCGUUCAGUAAAAAGAAAUGAGAAAAACGCGUGGGGGCUGGGGAGAGACAUUUUUCUCGCCGCCACCUUCCCCUUUCCCAAGUCGCACGGGUCUUAUUUUCGCUUUGCUUGUUUUAAUACAUCCACACUAUACUAUCUGAGAGCCUGGCACAGGCUGGUAUAGUGUGAGUGUAGCCUGAGACAACUGGGGCUGAAACCGAUUAUUCAUUCUCACUUCCUUCUUUACUCCCUUGGCUCUGCAACAUUAAAUUCAUAUGCUUGAUGAAAUUCCAUGGUACAAUCAUUUCUUCGUUGUUUUUUUAAAAAAAAAAACUGGAAUCUGCCAUAAGUAUUUGUAAGGAAUAAUAGAGAGGAGAAGCCAAAUGGUAGCCAAAUGUCUGGAUCACAACAAUAGGGAGUUUUUGCACCAGCAAAAAAAGCAAUAGGUUUAGAUUGGCAUAAGAACAACUUUGCAGGUGCAUUUCGUAGCCUUUGUUGGACGACUGCGACGUGAAACUUCCUAGUUUCACUCGCCCGCUUUAUUGAGUAGGUGAGCACAACUGAAAAAUUUUUUUUUUGAAACUUAGAUAUGGUCCUUUCGGAUUCAACCCAGAAAAUUUUGCCAACAUUUGACAAAUUAGAUGAAAUUAAAUAAGAUCGAUGGGGUUUGAAACAGUGCGAUUCCACUUUUUAAGUGACGUUUUGAUUUGUUGUCAUCCCAAAAUUUUGCUACAAAAGUGAUGUAAUGACUUCUCCUCUCUAUUAGUCAAUGUCCUGUUUCUCGAAUUCUAGUAAAAACAUCAUUGCAGUUGUUAUUAUUACACUGUAUUUUUUGGCUCUGGCGGGACUAUUUAUUCAGAUAAUCUGUUUUGUUUUUACUAUUAGCCGCUGCAGUGGAAACUCACGUUUUCCAAGAGUAGAAGACAUGCCUCAUUUCCACUAUGACUUUGUUGAUCUUGGUGAAGAUAUACAAGUAAGCUUAACUUGUUUUAAACUAUUUAUAAUGUCAAUAGCACUGAGUGGAGUCCAAUUGAUCAUACAAGUGAUAAACAAAAUCCGAUUCGUUUAAUCACAAGACAGUAUGAUUUCAGACCGAAUUGGACAACACAAAGUUGUGUGACCAAUUACAUUGUAGUCAUAGCUAUAACAAAAUUUGCAGUGUUCUAAGCUUUUUUAAAGUUAAAACACAAGAUAUUCCAAGAGUUUUUGCCAGCAGUGAAAAAAAAAACAUUCAAAUGCAUGCACGUGAUGGCGUGACUGUCCAAUAGCUCAGGCAUGACAGUGCUGUCCUAUCAGUGCUGAAAUCAGAACAGCUGAUAGCCAAUGAGAUUUGAGAAUUUUGUUAUGUUUAUGAAUAAUAAUUGUGAAAUAACUGUUAGCAUGAAUCUUUUACAAACAACUCCUCUUACAUGAGCUGGACUUCCCUCUCAAACAACCACCCACUCUCCAGUUUAGAAGAAACUUUCUAGACCUUUUACAGCUAUAAAUUCCAGUAAAGUCAGUGAAAUCUUGUCUCAUUACCUAAUUCCCACAUUCUUGACCAUUUUACAACAAAAGCAAAGGAGGAAAAAAAGAGGAAAGGGAGGAGAAAUGGAAAGAAUGAGAGAAGAAGGGAAGAUGAUGUAACAAGAAAUUGCUUACUCUAUCUUUAUCUCAAAAUUGUUCUUUCUUCAAGCAUUGCAAACCUGAAAAGCUGUAUUCUACAUUAUGUAACAAUAGGAAAGAAAUGGAGCACAGUUUUCAAAUUGUACGCAAAGACCUGCCUAUAUUUUUUCCUUUUUUUUCAGUGAUGGCCGGAAUAUUAUAGGUUUACACAUAGCCGUAGUUGCUGCCUGCAGUGUAGGCGUAUUUGGGCGGCGAAAGCUUAUUCAUCUUUGUAUUUUUGUAGCUACCAUCUUUGAUUUUAUGAUAAAGGAAGAUUGGGAGACGCCCCAUUUCCUCCUCUGUUUUGGAGUUUCAACAUGGCACUUUCGCGAGCAAAAACCUUUGCCUGCCCAAAGAAAACUCUUGCACUGCAGGCUAGUUUACACAGUGUAUAUAUGAAGCUUUGAACAGCAUUUUUCAGCAAAAAGUCUAGAGGCCAAUGGGUUCCUCUUUCCCUCUCCCGGCUCCCUAUCCAUCAUGGUGAUGAAAUCAACCAGUGUGAGAUUCCAAAGCUCGAAACUCCCCACACUGUCAAGUUAAGGUCAAAGCCAACUCAAAAUUCAGGGGAUAGAUCAAGUUUCUUUCCGUACGUUUUCUAAGUUGGCUGGUCUGGUUUUUGCCAACAUUGACGGAUUGUCAACGUUACAUUUUUUUGACAUUGAGGAAGUGUAAGACGGUCAUUAAAAUUCUUGGUUUGGUUUUAUCACUUUCCAUAGUUUAGUCUCUAUGAAGGAAAAGGAGGUGAAAAACGCUACUAUAACGGACACUCUGUGGAGGAAGGUAUUCUUUUGGUAAGUUGAUGCUGUAAUAUUACAAGAGCUCGGCAAGAUAAGACAAGAACUUUAUUUAUACUACACACAGGAAAGAAACAUUGAAGAAACCACCAUUUUCAGUUGUUGAUCCAAUAUGUGGAAAACAAAUAGAUGUUUAGUUUUCAGUUUUGUAUAAAACGCGGACUAUUUUGAUUUCUUGAAUUUUGAGUUGUAACCCUCACUAAAAUAACAUACAUCUCAGAGAAGUACCGUAUCUGCUUGAUAGGGAGUCAGCGAAAGGAAUUUAACAAAGAGCACGCUAAAGGACCAACCUGAUACAUGUGUCUAGGCUGGCGUCCUUUAGGAAGUGUUGGUAAACCCUUUCACUUCUAAAAUUGGCCAAAGGAAAAAAAUACCAAAAGUAAUAAUUUUUUGUUAAAGCCUAAAAAAUAAAUAGUACCAUGUGAAAGUGCUGCUGAAGAGGUUUCAUUUGAAUGGUUACACGAUAGGAUUUCAUCCACAGACUCAAAAGUUAAAACUACAUACUAAAUAAAUAGUACCAUGUGAAAGUGCUGCUGAAGAGGUUUCAUUUGAAUGGUAACACCAUAGGAUUCCAUCCACAGAUUUAAAAGUUAGAGCGUUACUGCCACAAAUAAUAACGCUAUAACGUUGUCUGGAGAGGGCGUACCAUGGUUUUGUAGGAUCUUAUUCUCCUAAUGAACCACUAUCUAAGAAAUAUUGACAUUGCUAAACAUGUGUCUUUUCAAAGAAUUUAAACGUAACUUUGCAAACUUGAUGAAUCAUGAAAAAAAAAACUUACAGAAGGGAAUGACCGGGUAAAAAUAGCAGCUCUAAGCGAAAAAAAAAUUUCUCAAAGAAGGCAAGUGAGGGGAAAGCCUGUCCAAGUUUGUAUCUGGUUGAACAGUUUGUUACGAGGUGUGAUGAAGGUUGUAAAAAGAAAUCUUCAUCUGAAAAAAAUCUCCGUUGAAAAACAUAAAGAGAUCGAAAGUGAAGAGAGGAUUAAAAAGAUACAAGGUCGGGAAAAAAAAUUAAUCGUUUCCAAGUUAUGGAAGAGUCAAAAUGAGAAUUGUUUCUUUUAAACGCCCUUUUGUCAAACUUUAUGAUAUCUUGUGUUGGCACUGAUUAUAUGCACCGGUACGAAAGUCGCACCCAUUAUCAGUUCCUUAAUUCGGGUUCGAAACAGCACGUGGCAGUGAAUAUUCGAAACUCUUUGACUUAGGACUGGAACUAACACGCAGUCGAAGCUCGUUUGGGGAAAUAUGAAAAAAAAAUAUCUUUAUUUCCUAUUAGCCUCGAUUUCAAGCUAGUUCCAGUUCGUUGCCAACAUACUGAAGAAUAUGACCCAUUAUUGACUUAUUAACAGCAGUUAUAUUGGACUCGAUAUUUUUGCUUAUUACAUCCCAGACAAUAAAAUGGCCAUCCACAAGAGAAUCAUUUUCAAACGUAAUAACUCGGUUAAUUGUUUUGUUUCGUCUUCAGAGGCUUGCCUCCAUUAAGUUCCUAAGAAUUCAAUAUCGCCGAGCUCAUUUUGCCGCCCACAUGCAUUGCCUUGUUGUUCUGCAGUGAAAAGAGAAUUCUACAUCCUAGUUUUUCUUCGCUGUACAACCAUUUUCAGUGUUAUUUUUAAAUCUUAACGCAGGUCAACGUUAUCUGUCGCGGAAAGUCGUGGAUACUCACGCGAAGCAUCGAUAAUUUUCGAUUACUGGACCGGGAACUUCACAGGUAUGGCAUAAUAUUUUUAUUCUAAAGUUCUCUAUAUCUUAUCCUUUCCUCAGCUCUUUGUCGUGGAGUGGCCUAAGUUUUAUAAUUUUUAUUUUAUAUCAGGAAAGUGCCCCGCAAUGUUUAAUUUUAGCAGUCGUACUUGGCGAUUUCUUCCGUAGAAAUAAGGUGAAAUGAUAAGUAGCGUGGUAAUGGGGCAUUUGGUUGCGUAAGACUCUAUAGCUUUCGUUUGAAAAGUCACGCUUUAAGAUUUUAAACCUUAAAUUAAAUAUUAAUAGUCGCUGCCUUUAUCAAAACAACGACCGGCGAAAUACACUUUGACAUGAGUAAACUUCACGAACAUCAGAAAAUUUUUAUCAAAAACGAGAUUUUUUUGCAAGGUGGUAGCAACCGUUCGAGUAAAAGCGACAAAGUAUUGAUGAUAAUUAUAGUUUCAACAACAGUAGUUAUAAAAUAAUUUCGUUUUGUUAUUUUAUUACUAAAUCCAUAACUCAGGCAAGCAUGACAAGAAAUUUGCCAAACAGAUCGCCGGAAAAGAAGCGAAAGCAAGCGAGAUGUCUUUUACAUUUACAUUUGAGCAUGGGCUCUGUGGAAUUUUUUUGGAAAUUGAACAGUCGUCUGCUCGGAAAGGCCUUCUCGUUGAUAAAAACAGCUUUAAAAGAACUACUGAGCCGUAUGCUUUCCCUGCAUGGCAUAGUUAUGUGCUUCAGUUAAGUUUUUUAAUGUUCAAACGACAAGUUACUUUUUGGAUGAAAAUCGCGGAAGUGAAACUUUCUCGUUUUGUUGUCAUUUAUACUUCACGGGCUUCUUCUCAAUUUUGCGUCCGAAUACGAAACCAAGGUAUGAGUCGAUUUUUCUGGUGUCAUGUUUGUUUGUUUAUAAUUUAUACAAGCGAAAUGAAACUAAAUUCUUGUAUCAGUUGACUGAGUUCUGUUUUAUUUUCCAACCGUGUCGCUGUUUAGUUCUGUAAUGCUAGAAAAAUGAACGAGAAUAUUUCUCGUUCGCUUUGUCAUUCAAAGCCAUGACACUCAUUCUGUGGAGCUUAGAAGCUCUCAGUUUAAUGCCGUCUUAUGAAUAAAUAUCACUGUUAGCUAGUAUAGUGACACAAUAUUUUAUAGAUUAAUAUAGGAAGGCAAACGUUGCACUUAGAAACUCAAAUUUGCGUGGAAUUUUCUAACAACAGUCGUCGUCUCUCUUCGGCGGCAAAAUAAUAAAUUCGUAAAGAAAACAAAUGGCAAUAUCGUGAUUGCUCACUCAAACGUGAGGGGAGGUUAAUAUACGUCCUUACUGACACACUUUCUAAUUAACUAUGAAUUUCAAUUUGACAUUUUUGUCAGGAAAGUUUCACUUAUUUCGCGUGACUUUUUUUAGUUAACUCCAAAGUACGUAAUAUAUGACUGGGUGAACUUAAAGAAUCUGGGGGAAAAAUGAUUUCCUACGCUAAAUGUUUACCUUCCGUGCCUGGACGGGGGUGAGGUAAAAAGAAUUUUUGUGUUCUUUUUAAAAUCACGGAAACUAAUAAGUACAUUUACAUGUAGAGAUAAAAUCUUAAAUACGGUAAUACUUUAUUUUUGUCCAUGUUUCGGCUUUGUUUUGAAGCAGAUUUUGGGAUCGUUGUGGUAGCCCAAGCAAAGACCUUGAAAUGGAUAUACUCCUUCCCUGUUUAUUGCUUUAUAUUCGAUACUGUCGGAGUGCUGGCGAGCUACUCGGUUAAGUCGCUCAAAUUAAAGUCAUUUCGCGCCGAUUAAAACGUUGCCGCACGCGCCUAUAGCGGAGUCAUUAGAGAGUUUAAGCUUCACUUAUACGGCAAACGGCAAACGUCAGAUUCAAGUUGAGAAUUUCUCAAAAUAGAAAAUGAGCAGAUAAAAACAGCUCAAAACAAUUCUUAUGGAUGAAAAAUUACGUGAAAUUACUAAUUUAGGUGUAGAAAUAAUCAACAGUAAACGACAAGUAAAGAGGUAACUUGGUCACGCGGUGUAAAUACGCGUUUGCCGUUUGACGUAAACGUGAUGCGUAAUCUUUCUAUUAGGACGUGUAAGCAACUGCGAGGGCGAAAACAAUAGUAAGCCGGUUGAAAUGUCCAAAAACAAGUGGUUUUGUGUGCAAGACAACAACUCUGCACGUGCAUCUGUAUGUUUCACUCAAUUUCGUGGCAGUUCCAACUGUUUGAAUUCUGAUAAAUUUUGUGACGCAGCUCUUUUAAGGGGGUCAAAUUAAGUGGGCAUAUGGCGAAAGUCACUACCUCGUUCUUUGACUCAUGCUCCACAACCCUGACGAAUGCACGGCAGACUAACUCUAGCUCAAAUGUUCUGUUUUUUAGAUGCCUCUUUGACAGAUUUCACAGCAAGUUAAAAUCACUCCAACGCUUGCAAGACACUGAUCCCUUCUCUAGGAGUCAUGUAAGUUUAAAUUGUCUUUUUCCGGUAUGCAUAGACAAUCGAUGAAAUCGAUAAUCGAUAACAUUCGAUAGUAAUCCAUAAAGAUUGAUAAAUUGAUUUAAAGAUCGAUAGCGGGAAAAGUUGUGGUAAUCGGUUAUUAUCGAUUUUAUCGGCGCUAAAAUUUUCGACUUGUUUCAGGAAAACAUGAGAAAAGAACGGCUUAACUUCAAAUUUAUUUCCAUAUUAAUUGUGACUUAACGUUUCAGGAUAAUAGGCCAGUUGCACUAAGAGGUCACGUGACCAAUGCUUCCUUUAAACGAUGAGUUGGAAUCUUGCUGAUGCCAAAGAUUGACAGAACACAUAAGAAUUAUCUUACACCCGAAAUUUGAGAGGAAACGCAUUUAAGGGAGAUAUUUUAUGGCACUUUGAUUUUUCAACAAAGUAGUAUGAUUUGUAUUGGCCGCCAUGUUGGAGGGCAUACUCUUGCCCUCCAACAUGGCGGCCAAAACUACUUUUUGCUUAUAUCUUGUUAAACGUUUGAUAGUUACUCUCAGAUGUGCUGUAAACGUUACCACAUCAUCUUUUCAACAUUUCCCUUGAACUUUAAGUGCAAAAUUUGUGUUCAGAAAGAGGAAAUUCAUAACUUUAAAAUCACAUUUUGGUCACGUGACCAGCUACGAACUUACUCAUUUUAAGAAAAUGGUGCGGGUUUGAAAAACCAAAUCACUAUUAUUUUGUUUAAGAUAUGACCCACUAAUCGUUUUUCGAAGGCAAAAUCAUAUAACUUUCAUUUUCAUAAAAACGAUGUCACAUGACCUCUUAGUGCAAAUGGCCUAUUACUACAACGAAAAACGUCGUGGUAAUCGAUUUCUUGCUAUUGAUCAAUAAAAUCGAAGUAUCGGUAGUUAUCGGUUUAUCGAUUUAUUUUUCCAGUAUCGGGUUUCAUACAAAUUGUCCACGCCAGAAUAGACUCGAAGGAAACACUAUUACAUUAGACUCAUAUGAUAUGACAGGGCUGAAUAAAAAUGUGAGGAUGUUUAGAAAAUUCUUUUGCAAAUGAUUCUUAUUUAGCGGAGACGCUUCGUUUGUGCGUCUUCUUUUGUUCAUAGCAAAAAAUAGAAGAGAAAUUAGAAAAGUAGAAACGAGAAUUGAAUAAAGUAUGAAUUAAACUAUCUUUACUCUAAAUGGGAACCUCAGAAUCCACCUUAAAAAUCGCCAAAAUGUGAGGAUGUUUAGAAAAUCCUUUUGCAACCUCUCCCGUCUCUGCACAUGCGCAGACGUUAUUUAGCCCUGUCUUAUGAUAUAACUUUAACUGUCAAACCCAGGCCUCCGUGACCGCUAAUAGUAUUCGGAUAAUGUCAAAGCACGUGCGAUGGAAGCACGUGACCUGCUAGAACACCAUGCUUAUAUUUUCUUGUAGUGUUAAAUCUAAUAGUAAGCCGGGGUUGAAAUGUCCAAACUUGAUAUGCGUUCUCCCUGAUACACUAUCUCAGGCCAUAGUAAAUAAAAACAGUGGCGUGGUUUUAAAGCCCAUCAGACUCCCUUGUGAUAUGUGUAUUUAUGGACAUGACGGUGCACAACUUCAAUGGCAUUCCGAUCUUUCUUAUCAAUAAAAACGACCCAUUAAGGAUAGUUCAUCCGUUAGGGAGCUUCCAACAUAAACUACAGGACUGUUGUUUUAUAUUUCACGUUUGCCCUCGUUCAAAACCAGUCUGCUCAAAUAUGCUUAUGCUAAAACAUAUUGUAUUUUAGGAAUGUCGCCAGUUGCUGCAGGAUUACUUGGCACGAUUAUCUCAACUUGCUGAUGAUGCUAUGAACUGUAGUGCUGUUCUCAAUUGGUUUGAGGUGAGCUUCACAUCUUUACAGCGGCACAGGGCCCCAUGUAAUCUUCCGUCGUAAAUUUAAUCGACAUUGUUGCAGUGGCUGUUACUUCAACUCGCUGCACUUUCUUUCUUGUAACUUUUUUUUUUUUCACGUGUAUAAUGAAUGUGUAAGUUGCUGCUCUUUGGCUGACCUCACGGCGGUCAUGUUGCUUGACAGCUAAUAAUGGCGUUUCCCUCCAUUAGGAACUACACCGCUUUUUCAUGCAAACUGUGGAAAAAAAGUGUUGUUUAGUCAACCAUCAUAUUCGUCUUGUUGCCUGGUUGUGAGCUAACAAUGGAUAUGAUAUUGUCUAUUUAUCUGUUUUAUUUUUUGUGAAAAGUGAAAUAAAUUAGGACUUGAACUUGGGGUAUAGUUUAAAAAAAGCCACACUUAGUUUCAAAAAUACGCCGUUGCAAAGUCAAACCGACGAAAAAUAAUUAAUUGAUGAAUAUUUUCUCUGCAACGUCUGUUGCUUUUCAGCUUGAUAACCAUGGAAACCACAUGUUAUUGACAGAUGAAUCACCAAUAAAUGUUCCUGGAAUAGCCGCUGCACACGUGAUCAAAAGAUACACCGCACAGGCCGCGGAUGAAAUUUCACUUGAGGUAUACAUAUAAUCAUUGUGAAUGGUUUAUAUCCACUGUGUUGGCUAAGUUAUCCUGCAUAUCAAAUGUAUCUUAACACCCAGGUGGAUCGCAUCGGAUUUGGCUUUGAGGUGGAGCCACACCGAUGCAAAUUCCCUUUCGUAAACGGUCGCUGCCACUGUUUAAGACACUUAGAAAAGGGAAUUCAUUCGAAUGGUCACGCCCACGGUUUUCGUCCACAGGCUCAGAAGUUACCAUGUGAAAGUACUUCUCAAAAAGAAGCUUAUUUGAAUGGUGACAUGGUUAGUUUUCGUUCACGUAUUUAGAGCUCACACGUUAAAGUACUCCAAAAGGUUUCAUUCGGUUAGUCACACUAGAGGAUUCGCUUAAGGCUUAAAACUUCCGCUUUCUUGCUUGUUUCUAUACUUUUCUGUUGGUCUCGAUUGAUUUAACUUAGAUCAAAAAUUCUUCAAUUUGUCAACGCUUAUCUUGACUUGUUUGGACGCGAUUUUUUUGUCUCUCUCUCCUAUCGUGAGCUACAACAGCAGCGAUAACGAAAUGAAUGGAUAAUGCACGAAUUCACGGCUUUUUAAUAAAUACACAUACAUAGUUUAUUGCAUAGCUUUCCCUUGGGGGCUCUUCCGCCAUACAUACAUGAAUUGAAAAAUAAAAUAAAAUAAAAUAAAAUAGAAAACUAUUUACGUUUCGAUGAUAUAAUAACGAACCAAAAGGUAAUAAUAAAAAUAAUCAUAAUAAUCAUAAUACUACUACUACUAUUAAUAAUAAUACGUUAAUUGUGAAGACUAUAUACAUUUCAAUGAUAAAAGACUGUCUAUGAAUUAAAAAGAUUUUUAAAAUUCCUCUUUUUAAAAAACGGUAAGACUUUCCGUGUCUUAUAUCCUUAAAUAAGGUAUUAUGCAUUUUUGCCCCACGGUAGGCAAAAGCCCUUUGGCCAAUUGCCAGGCUGUACCUAUUGUAGGCAACGUAAGGUCGUUAUUCUGCCUAGUGUCUCUUUGGUGAGUUUUUUUCGUUUUUGUCGUUAAAAAGCAGUUUGUCCCUUACGUUAAACCAGUUAAUGAUCGUACCCUCUAAAACCAGCUACGAUUGAGCAGUUAUAGUUCUAGACUAGCUGAAGUUUUGUAACGUUCUUAUUGCUUGUGCUACUCCGUACAGUCGGAUAGUAAAAUAGACUCUAAAAUAAUUUGCGGAAGACGAGAGAAUUUACGAGGCAGAUUAGGUUCUUUUUUUUAUUUAAGAGAUGCUUUAUCCUAUUAACUCUUGUUAGUUUAAGCAUUUAUUGCGGUGGCGGGAGUAACUAUACUGUCUUAUGUCUUACGGAACACGCAAUUUUAAAUCUAUACUGAAUGUGUUUAUGCCCUCUGAAUACGGUCAGAAUCAAUUUAGUUACGCUGGCACUUAUUACCUCAAAGUUUAUGACGUGUUUUCAAUUGCUGUGGAUUAACAUAUCCUGUUGCGUGUUUCCGUUGUUCAAUCUAUGUCUUUUUAGUCACGCGUGACCUGUUUUGAAGAGGUUCCGCAUGUCACGCCAACGGGAGCUUUUCGACUUUUUGUUGUGGUAUGAAAGGGGGCGUAACAUAAAAACAGACAAAUUAAAGAGGCUGUGUCACGGCAGUCCAGUUCAUUUUGUUUAAUUUUGCCAAUUACUCGCCUUCGAUCGCUAUGGAACUUAAAGUAAGCAAAGAAAUUACAUGUAAAUAACAGAAUCAGAGACCCGAGACAAACAAAUAUGUCUCCUGAGCAUGAUUCUUAAAGUUGCAAGUAGCAGGGAUCAACUUUGAAAAACUGUUAGGCUUAACAGUUUUCAAAAAUCCUAAUUUCAAUCCGUUUCAAUCUUCUUCAGUUUUGCCCAUCCGCGACAUCUGUUGUUUCUGUUAUAUUAUUUUAAUCCUUUAAAGUUUUAAGCGGUUAUUUUUAUGUUUCUCUUAAUUCAACGGGCAUUUUGUAAUUUCUUAAUUUGGCUCAAUUUCGUGACACAGCUCCUUUAAAGAGCCGUAUUGCGUUUUACGAAGGUGUCUGAAUAAUGAGGGUUGUCGCGUUUCAAGUGAAGUUUCGUCUCCUCGACAUGACAUAAUUGUUAAUACUAAUCGCUGUGAGCUACAACCGCUCAGCUGCGAAGCCAUUGUUGUCUUCCUGAUCGCUUGGUCAUUUUAAAUGGAAUAAAGUAGAAAAAAGGAUUUUACAGAGAUUCUAGAAAAUUUUCUGACCGCCGGGCAUUUAGUUAUUUUAAGACCCUCCCCAGCUGUCUGGCAUAUAGCCACAGCGAAUACUAAUAGGAAGAAGAAAACAUUGGUAUAGUUUAAUAAAAGAACGAGAGUGCUUUAUCAAAGUUUGAUAAACACGAACUGAGAAUUUAAACACUCAAGAAAGCGAAAUAUUUAAAAGUAACGCAAAUAAUAUCAAGAUAAAGUGUUCCAACAACUUUCCACGGCGGUACAGUGUUUUCAACAAAAACUUGGGAUGUAAAUCUAUUCAAUUUGGCACCAAUAACUGGUUUUGGAGUUAUUUUGGACAAGAAAAUUUGACGUGAAGUUAAGCCGUGUCUCUUUCAAAUAUAAAGAAACUCAUUUAACAUUUAAUUCCUUUGAACUUCCUUUAAAAAUAAUUUUCCUUUUUGUUUUCUUCAUGAAUUGUUUAUGAGGGUCGUGUGGGUUAAGCUAGCCACGUGUUGGGAAGGUUCUUGGCGCCCAAGACGAAGAUGCCAAGCGUCAAUUUUCGUACAAUUUUGCGUAUGACUGCAUAGUGCCAACAAUGGCUAAAAUCAGGUUUAGUUAAAGUGUUUCUUCUUCUUCUUCUUUUAUUUCUGCUUGCGUCUACCGUUUUUCGUUUGACAAGGUUUGUUUUAGCGAAUUUUUUCCUCUUGAGAUCCGCUCACGUUUCUCGCGCGACAGUUCAUCUCUCCUAGCUGUACUAUGUUUAAUCAAAAACAGCCCCCCGGGUUCUUCAUUCCAUUGAGCCAUUUCAAAUAAGGUCGUCGAACUUAUCAUUGAAACCAGGUGAGGCGAAGCCUGCAUUUUACAGAUAAAAUAAUGUUACUUGCGGAAAGACCCAUUACAGAGAACAGCUAGCGACAAGAGUUUUGUUUUAGUCGCGUGACUGUCUCCCAACUAUUAGGUCAGUUUCUAUAACGGCGGCGGAUCACGUGAAUCAACUAUUCAUAAAAAUUAAUUUGAAGGUUGAUAUCUGUUCGAUCUUUAGACGGUCAUUAUUUUUAACUAUUGAGCUCUAAUUGUCUUUUCUUUCAGCAGCAUACCAUGAAUGGUUCUUGUUGUGUUCUCAUUAUUCUUAAGCGAACUCUUCAGAGACCAUUUCUGUAACCAACUCGAUCACAUUUUUGGCCACCUGUCUGAGGAAGGAUUCAUACGAUGUGAUCAUUAAAUUAAUACCUCCCUGUGCUACUGUUCAUUAAAAAAUCUAAUUCUAACUUUUGAGUCUGGAUGCAAUCUAACCAUUCAAAUAAAAGCUACCACUCCAGGUUUUUUUCCUGUGCUGUAGUUUGUUGUGCGGUACAAGGUGUUUCUAACUUUGAUUAUUUGAAUGAAAUCCUGAAGCGUGACUAUUUGAAUGAAAUAUACUGAGCAGUGCUCUCCUGCUGCGCUGAUCAUUAACACGAACCAGAGGUUGCCCAAGCUCGAAAUAUGAGCAUUGGCGAGCAUCGGCAUUGCUGCGUCACAUUUGAAAUAUAAGGAUUUGUAUGGAGAAAAAGAGUUGUCGUUUCUGUAACCUACAAAAAUGAAAGGAUUUCAAUAAAACAAAGAGCUUCCCUUACAUAAAAUGUGUUACGUCUCUCCUGUGUGGUCCAUGGGCCGAUAUAUCCGCCGUCUUACGGGUCGUACUGUAAACGGUUUUCCAAUAACACCCAUUAAAUGGCCAUAAAUCGGCUCAGAAACCACACAGGAAAGAAGAAACACACAGCUUAAGCCCAAGGUUAGCCGAUUUUUAUUUAAAUCCUUUUACAUUCGAAGGCUACAGAAACAAUUGUUUUCUCCCAUGCAAAUCCUUAUAUUUUGAGCGUUACGCAGCAGUGCUGAUGGUCAUAUCUCGAGCUUGGGCUACCUGUGCUAAAACUGUACAAUUUGUUUCUAAAUUUUGCGUUUGUAGGUGAAAUCCUAAAGGGAAAAAAAAACAACUCAGUAUUAACCUUUCUGUAGUGCUGCCUAAUGCUCUACAAGUUACCUCAGACUUGGGGGAAAAAGUCACGAAUGUGUGACUAUUCAAAUGAAUGCUUUUCAAAACACAUUCUUUUGAUGCCAGUUGCCUUUCAAAUGAAUCUAUUUUAUUACAUUGCGUGGCACAAAAAUACCAUAAAAUGACAUUUUCUGUGAAUUUAGUCCAAAAAGGACUUUUAUGACGGGAGCUGUAUAUUAAUCUUGUACAGCGGAAACCAAGUUGUCGCAAUUUUGCGCAGUUCUUUCGCUGUUGUUUAUACCUUGACGUAGCUGACGUAAAGAGGAAAUUAUUCCGCUCGAUGUAGCGUAUCCUUUGUACAACGCGACUUUACAAUAUUUCAGUAAUCAAGGAUGAAUCUCAUUUGAUUUAGGAGGGAAAAGACUCGACUGCCAGCAAAGCGAAAAUCCAUAAACGCAUUCUGCGACUGAAUCGUUGACCUCUCUCUAAAAUUGCUUCAUUUCUGGUAAGAACCAUGGCACAUAGAAUGUCGUUUGUAUUAAUUUUGACUAUGAGUUGUUACAUUACGUUCGUAGGCGACCGUAUUUCGCAAUCGGCCACGUUGUUUAAUGCGGUAGACGGUUUCUUACAAAAAAGAAAAAUAAAUAGGUAGUUAUUUCCAAAGUUCACCGAAGUUUCUCCUUGUAGGUUGGCGGGAUCAUUUCUGUUAUUGAUAUGCCACCAGUUGAAGAAAGUUUGUGGUGGCGAGGAAAACAAGGAUUUCAGGUAUGCUAACGAUGUGUUAUUGUUUUGGUUAGAUCUGCGUACGAGGCGAAAAUCCUUCACAGAAAAGCACCACUCUAACAUUUUGGUGUUUUCGGGAGCAUUUCUUAACAAAAAAGCAAAUCUUGUCAGUGUUGUUUAUAGUUGUUGUAUAGUAUUUUUGUUCAGUGUGUUAUCCACUUUGUUUUUGUCAUUGAUAUGUGUAUCGUGUAAAUAUUUACCCACGGGCAUUGUAUAACAAGCUUAUUUGGAUGAAGUCAAAGCUAGAAAGGUAGUAGAUUAUAGCCAAUCAUCUUAUUAGAUGUUUAUAUGUGAUUGUUACUGAUGGUUUCCUCGCCCAAGUCAUUUCUUCCCUUGAAUGUAAAGAUGUCUGUCCCUAGUAUUAAUAUCACUUCUGCUCCCUCGACUGCCUUUAAUAAAAAUGUACGAAAAAUCCCAUUAAGUCGUACAAUUUAAAAGAACUUCUCACGAGGUUUCGUUUUAAUUGUCACACUGUAGAAUGUCAUCCACAGACUCCAAAGUUAGAUUAGAACCGACUUGUAUAGCGUGUUAAACAGGAUCACAUCGAUAUACUACUCAGUAACUUCCAUUUGAGUGGUCACACUUUAGGAUUUCAUUCGUAGACUACAGAACAAGUGCAAGGUUCCAAUGAAACUAAUGGUUACUUGUAGAAAUAUUGUUCAAGAGGUUUUAUUUAAUUGGUGGCCCCCUGGCCGGACCGGUCGUCCUCAAACUAAAACGUUUUAACUACCUUACAUGCCUCCAUAAUAAAAAGGGUCAAUUCAUUGUCAUUAAUAUUCUUACGCGUAAUUGGUAUUUUUGACUUUCAUGCUAUCGGUCGGAGACCAUCUGAAAAGUCCCUAAAAAAAGAUAUGAAUCCGCAAUCGUUUUUUUUUAAUAACAUGUAAUUUUUGAAUCCACUAAUGCUAAUAGAUUUUUUCCCCCUGUAUGUUGAUAUAGUUAAAAAUCAGAACUUUGUAUCCAUUUUUUUUGUUAGUUACGCUUCACAUAUUGUAGCUCUGUGUAAUGAGUACUGCAGUUUUUGAUGCAGUAUUUAGUGUAUUACGGCUCAGCCGUUUGAGAAUUUGUUAGAAGGGCUAAACAAAACGCUAAUUUAAUGUACAACUGCAUUAAUAAUCUCGCCCCAGCUUAUCUCUGUAAUUUGUUUGCCCCAAGAACACCGAAUUACUAUUUUCCCAGCGCGAAGAAAAAAAUAAUGCUCCCAAAACAAAGAACUGAUUACCUGAAGCGUAGCGUCAGGUACAGUGGCGCUCUUCUAUGGAACAAUCUUCCUGAGGAAAUACGUACAUCAAAUUCCUUAGGUUUCUUUAAGAGAAGUUCCCAUAGAUGGUUGUCUGAUCGGUACUCCCACACGACAAAUAUGUAAAACAGUUUUUGAGAAUUUUAAAUUAAUUUUCUAUGGUAGGCUGAUGUUUUUAACCGUGUAUAAAUAAAGUUAUCAUUCAUCAUUCAUUCAUUCAUUCACAAGCAUUACUUAGAAUGCGCCGUUGAAGAGUUUGCCGAACCAUUUCACUCUCAAAAGUGGGCAAAGACAAAAUGGGACAAAAUUUUUGAAUAUUUCAUUUUGGAAGUGUUAGAACGGAAAAGUACCUUGUGAAGCUACACUGCGUGCAGAGGUUUCUCUCUUGCAUGGCUUUUAGCGUUUACAUAGUUGUUCAGGUAGCUGACACGAGCGACACGAACGACUUUACCUCUGCUCGCAGGGUAAAGUGAAACAAGUUAUAGGUAAACAAAAAAUCGUCCAGCCACUUUGAGAAAAGUUGACUGUUUCGCCUAAACCUUCUGAAAGAGCGAAGGGCUAUUCGCCCAUAUCACAAGCCUCAAAUCUUAAUGCCAAAGUUAUAGCGUUUGUAUUUGCUAAUAGCUAAUAUCUUUGGAUUGUCUUUUCAGGUUGGAUUUUUUCCCAGUCAGUGUGUUGAAGUUAUCGGUGACAAAACGGACGGCCAAAACACGCUUCCUAGCACUGGGACCUCACUGCACAUGUCACCUGGUAAGAUAAUUUGUUUUCGAGCCGAGCGAGCUCGUGUCACUCGCGUGUUUCCACGUCACUUUUUUCCUGCGUGUGUUUUGCUCGACUCUCGCCGUUCUCAUUACUAAGUAGUGCUCGCGCGUGAAGCAGCGUCAUUUUGGCGGGAAAACGUGAUGAUCGUCGUCAUUCUACUACGAGUUUGAGUGAAAAUGUUGUAGUGGCAGAAACAAGUUAUCAAAUGUUAAAAUGUUGUUUGACAAUAUUACCGGAAAAAAAACUUGAAAUAAUCACAUCUGGUACUCGUAGUCAUUCUUGUCCUUGAAUCUAAAGGUCUCUAAUGUCGUAGUAAGACAUAGCCAGUAUUUGAUGACUUGCCUUUUUGGUCUUGAAUUUGGUAUUAACCUGUUUUUCUUUCAUUUUAGUUGCCAAGAAGCGAGGGAAAAUUGUCACUUUUCUCAGACUGUUUCUGUCUUCUCGACCUUCCAAGGCUCGGCUCUUGCAAAGCGGUAUUUUAAAGUAAGUCAUGCGAAUUGUUGAUUCCUAAGUUCUCCCAUAUUCAACAUAACGUGGGGUUCUAAAAUGGACCUCAAUAUUAAAUAUCCCGCGACCUCGAAAGACGAACCUAUUUGUGCUAGAAAUGAGCGAGAUAAACAAUUUCAAAGAAAAUUUCAAAUGUUUUCUUCACUUUAGGUUUCAGAUUAGAAGUAAAGCUAGAAACACCUAGUGCAAUGAGCAAUACCCAAGGAAACUACUACUUUUUAGCUUUCGUUUAAAUGGUCUCAAUUCAAGACUUCAUACACUGACGUUAGUUAAGUUAGAAAAACGUUUAACAGUAUAGUUAACAUCACCACAUUAAAACACUGCUCAAAAUCUUUUAUUUGAAUGGUCACACUUUAGGAUUUCAUCCAUGAACUAAAGAUUGAAAGCAUCCUAACAAACAUAGUCAACCAUGUCACAAAAAAGUACUUUUGGACUUCACCUACAAGCUGGUAAACUGCAGCAGUGGCUCCGAGACAACUUGAUUAACAUCACGUUUCUAUCUUCGGAAAUGUCAGGCCAUCCCUAUUAGGUCUCGUCCUCCCCUACCCGAUUUAAACUCGCGGUUUCUUAAUUGUUUUGCAGGGAGCGCACGUUUGGUUGUGAUUUAGGGGAGCAUUUAGCAAAGAACAACAAUGCAGAAGGUAAAGAGUCUUGUGCAAAUUAUUGCUUGCGUCUGCAGUAAGCCUAAUAACAGUAAUAAUAAAGAUUACCGAGGACGUUCGACCGGUCCAAUUUCCAGGCUCUCUCUCUCCUUUAGCAGGUUAAUGAUGUUAUUCGCCCCUGCGAUAUCUGCGGGGUCGAUGUCAGAUACGUGUCCCAACAUUCGUGUGUAAGUUGUCCCACACAAUCACUCCAAUCUUAGAAUUGCAUUCUCCUACGUCGAACGCAAAUGUUCUUAAGGAUGUCGCUCCUAACCAAAAUUUGGCAAAAGUGUCCUCCAUGAGUAAACAGGGAGUGGUUACCGUAAUGAGUGUAAAGAUUUUUCAUAGAACUUGUAUUUUUCUUCGCUAGUUCCACUUGUGUUAGUAAAGUGCUCAGAAGUUAUCGAGUCACACGGCAUCGUUGAUGGAGUUUACCGAUUGUCUGGCAUGUCAUCAAACAUCCAGAAACUAAGGUUAGUAGCGGCUGGUAGACUUUGUCAAUAAAAGUUUAUUGACUGACGAGGCUCGAAGAGCGAAAUACAUUACGAGGAUUUUAAGACUUCUAGAACAUUUUUAUUUUUACAUUUUACAUUUCUUACACGUGCGUCGAAUGUGGUAAAGACGUGAUGUCUUAUUUUGCAAGUAGUUCAAGUUAUUCGAACACAUUCCUAGUCUCGGCAUUUACAAUUUCUCAAAAAUAUUCAUUUAUUCAUUCAUUCAUUCAUUCAUUCAUUCAUACAAGCGCGGGGAAAGGCGAAAGGGAGGGGAAGCGUCCACUGGAGCCUUGGUUCAAAGACUAGAAAUUUACAUCCUCGAACAAAAAUAGUUAGGAUAAUUUGGAAAAAUUCCUUCUUUUUCCUGUCCUCUCGAUCCCUCGCUUAAUGAAUGGCCGUUCUCCCCACUCCCCUUUUCUGGAAUGUUGUUCUUAACUUAUGGGAGGUGGUAGUUUACGAAAGGUGGUCGCACAUGGUGGUUGUACUGUGUUUGCUUGUUUGUUGUUGUUGUUUGUUAUUUGCGAAUAAAAUUGCUUAGAAAUACAGACGAGGGUUCAGACCCUGAGAACAAGUUAGGAGACGUGAUUAUCCUUUUUUCAGUUUAAGGGAAAAUAAACCCUUUCAUUUACAUAAAUUGUGUUUCAGGUUGGCGUUUGAUGGAGAUGAAGCACCUGACCUCCUUAAAGAAUGUUACAUCCGGGAUAUCCACUGCAUCAGUUCCUUACUCAAGAUGUACUUUAGGUAAGAGUUUCCUCUAAGUGUUCUAUUCCUGAUCAGCAUUGUAAAGGGUUGAUAACAUAACCAGAACCUCUCCAAGUAAAAACUGUCAAUAAUUGCUUGUUAUUUUGUAGUGACUGAACAUGGAUGUGUUUACCUGUUAAGUUCAUGAAACGUUUCGUAUUAAAUCUGACUGCUAGUUUUCCUCCAACAAAUAAGUAGCGCGACCGAGAUUUUACAACGUGUUGGGCUGAUUUUGUUCCCCUCUUCCCUUUUUUUUCUUUCCCUUUCCCCCUUCCUUAGUGUUUUGGUUCUGCCUUCAGCCUUUUUGUUUUGUUCGGCUGUAUUAUUGCAUUCAGUAUGGCGGGCACAACAUCGCUAUGUUAGGGUGCGUUUCAUCAUAGUUAAUUGAGUGGAAUGGUUAUGAAACCCGUCAGACUCCUUUGUUAUAUGUUUUUGUUGACCUGAAAGUGCACAACGUUCAAAAGAAUUCCUAUCAUUUUGAUUGUAUUGACCAAUAAAAACGUUGCAUUAAUUUAUUCCGUAACAAUUUGCCAACAGAAAACAAAGGAUUGUGCACUUUCACGGUGCUUUGAACAUAAACUACAGCACUGUUGUUUUUAUCAUUGAUGUUUGCCGCUUUUCAUAACCAGUCUCCUCUAAUAACUAUGGUUUCAUUGAAAAAUCCGGAUUUCGGAUUUGCAAUCGAACGCGAAAUCUGAAAACGGAUUUCAACGCUGAGACAUCUGUGUUUGGAUUUCCUUUUUACCGUUCGAUUGGGAAAUCCGAAAAGUGAUUUGAAAAACUGUCCUCAAGAACAGCAGUCCUGCACGCGCACGGUUAAUUAAUGAGCUUUAGCAAAGACGACGGCGACGGCAAAUAGGACGUCUGAAAAGCAAUAGCUUUAUUUCGCAAAACAACAACUCUGCACGUGCAUCACGCUUUUUUGUACAUUUCUUUACCGUCCUUGCACGACUACGACGUGAAAAUGCCUAAUUGCAAGUUUUAUGGAGGACGUAAACAAGCGACGUCGAAUCUCGUUUUCUCUCUCUAAACUUGAGUCCGGUCCAGAAGAAAUCAACCCCAAGGAAAAUCGCCUACACUUGCCAUUUUCAGCAAAUUGGAAUAAACGGGAAUUGAUUUAAAACUGACGUUUUCGCUGCAGUUGCCGUUGUCGCUGUUAAAGCUCCCUAUUAGCAAAGGGAAGACCGCUAUUUAUGAGAAUAGUUUUCCAAAUGCUUUUUUCGGAUUUCCCAAUCGAACGGUGAAGAGGAAAUCCAUGAAAUCUGGAUUUGGAUUUCUUUAUUGAAAUCCACCCUGAGGACGGAUUUCUCGGAGGUGAAAUCCUUUUUCAGACCAUCUGAAUCGCGUUCGAUUGCAACAUUUAAAUCCGGAUUUCCUAAUUGAACGAAACCUUAGUGUCACUUUGCCUUUGCAGUCAUCUUCUGUCGAUGUUCAUUUCAUGUAGAAAACUGAUGAAGAUAGUGGAAUGAAUAGAAGGGCGUCUAGAGAUAUGCCAUUUUUUAAUUUUUACAGCGUGCGAUGUAAGAAGCUUUUUAGAUUUAAGGCUAGUUACAAGCAUAAUAAGUGCUGAUGGCAAAUAACAACUGAUAUUUUUUUUAGGGAGCUUCCAAAUCCUUUACUGACCUAUCAUUUGUACGACAAGUUCGUGGUAAGUAUCGCCAUCAAGACGUCUGCUAACUACGUUGAUAAUAUGGGUUAUUGACCCAGCGUGAGGUCGAGUAAAUGAAUUUAAUUUGAAUACUUCUGAUUGGUUCAUUGAAUUGUCAUUAUGUGUUGUGAUUGGCCAAUGUGACUGCGGAGACUUUGAGUAGGAAGCAACUCGUCAAAGCUGUGCCUGUACAGUCUGUCUGAUUAGGGAGAAAUGGUUCCCCUUUUCCCAAUCCAUCGGUAACUUAAGAGUGGUAAAUGCGUUUUUUUCUUAUUUUCAUAGUGGCUACACUAAAUAAAUGCAAGGAACACUUGUCUCUUUCUCUUUUUACAUGCCUCUCGUUUGUUUCUUGUAUUGAACGAACUGCUGAUGAUAUAAUUUUGAUCAACCAGUCAGUUUCUUUCCGUCUAAGAAAUAACACCUUUUAAACAACCAUACCGCACGUCACAAUAUGCUCGUAAAUAGAUGCUCUUUUAAGUAAUUAAUUUUUGCUACCGUUUUGUUUUCAGGCCGCUAUCCAGAUAACCGAGGAAUCAGAGCGGCAAAUUGCCGUGCAUCACGUAGUACAACAGCUUCCUCCGCCACAUUACAGAACACUAGAGUAUCUCUUACGUCACUUGGCACAUGUAGCCUCGUUUUCGCCUGAUACCGGCAUGCACGCCAAGAACCUGGCGAUAGUAUGGUCCCCAAACCUCUUACGGUCAAUGGCCAUGGACGGUGGCGGCGCCGCGCUCUUACAAGUCAACGUGCAGGCUAUUAUCAUUGAAUACCUUAUAAGGAAUGUGCACGUGUUUUUUGACCAGGACGCGGCAUCCGCGGUGAUUGUGGCAAAUCCACGUUACUCUACCGGUUCCCAAGACAUCCAAGCAAAGAUGGACUCUGACCCCGGUACGAAGCCUUAUGAAGUUGUAUUGUAUGAAUUUUAGUUUCCUUGCCUUCGUCUCACUCGCGAAGUAUUUUUUUUGACCAUGAAAACUUCAAAACAAUGAGUAAUAAAAGUAAGGCGUCCCUGGGGGUAGGCUGUCGGUUGUAAAAUGAAGAUUUUCUGCAAACAUUAGUGUCAGAAAAAUCAACUCGUCUUAAAAUCUUCCGCCCCAUUUCAACUUAACCAACAAGUCUACCGUCUGUAGUAUAGUCGAAAUCGGUUACCUUGUCGCAUUAACUUUCUAGGUUUUCUUAUAAAUCAUGAAGUUGAACAAUUUCUCUGCUACAUUAUUAUCCCUCAUAAACAUUACCAAAUACCUACCUACUACUACUACCUAAACGUGGGCAAGGAUGUUAAAUAAGUUAUGUGCGAUUUGUAUAUUAACUUUCUAAACUUUUAGUAAAUUGUCAGUGUUUUGGUAAUAUACUUUAACUUUUGCAAAUUUCUCUCUUCUUACGUUGGUCAACAUUUGGUGUGAUUUACUUACUAUCUUUGUUUUCUACAUUUCCUGUAGACAUUGCAGGUACUCCGUCUAUCGGUCCUAGGAUGGCGUCUCUAUCCAUUUCUCCUCCUACAAAGCUGAUUUCCCUGGAGGAGGCCCGGGCACGAGCCCAGAGCACGCCGUCUAGACCUACGGCACGUUAUAUGGGUUCCAAGCCGACAGACGCUCCACAUAGGUCCCAGACUGCUGUUUAUCGGACAGCAGUGGACGUUCCAACCAGGCGGAAGUCUGGGGAAGGAUCUAUAAGCGGGAGAAAGUGGAAAGGCUUUUUUAAUAAGACUAAAAGUUUUGAUGCACCGGCACAACCUGAGACAAGGGUUCAGGAAACAAAGCAAGGGACUUAUGUCAGUGUAGUGCGCGAGACGCGGCCUCAGCGUGGUGUCAUGGAAGGUGUACGACACGCGCGGAGUGCCGAGAAUCUUAGUGAAAUGCCUCGUGACCCGCCGCCUCGACCAGCAGUGAGAGCCAAGCAUGUGCGUAGUGAAGCCAAUCAUGCUGUUAGUGAGAUAAGAACUUCCCUUCAUCAGCCAGUUACGAUAUCAUUCGUCCACCAACCCGUUCGGGAACGUUCGUCGACGAGUGAGGGCGUGGUUCCGUCGCAUGUCAAGCGACACCCCGUGUUGACAUCGUUUAAGCGCGUCUCUUCAGAUCAGACUGUAUUCUGUUCUAAAGUAGAAUACCACCCCAACAGGACUCUUCACCGUAGAGCCUCCACCGGAGGUGAACAAUUGGAGAUGUCUGUGCAUAGGCAGGAGAUUCACGCGAACAAUGAGCAUCGGCCCUUGUCGGUUUACGACAAUCGACCAGUGUCGAUUUACGACAACGAGCCACCGAACGCAUUUCGAUAUUCAUCACCAGUAUUCUCGCAAAACUAUAACUCGAUACCCGAGGAACGGUAUCGAUACUCUUCGCCAGUAGACGUGACUACACCUCCCUUCACGAGAACCACCGCCGUGGAAGGGAGGCUAUCCCAACAGCAGGUUGCUAUCACAGGAGCGAGAUUGGCCCAUACGCCUCUCGUGUAUUGCGCGAACAGCAAUAGACCAAUGCAUUGAACAAAGGCACGUGAUUUGCACGUGUUUCAAAUCAAGUGUUCUGUGCCUGCGUGGCGUAAAUUUCCAAUGGUAUUUAAACUUGUCACUUUUGUCUUUUGUUUUUCAUUUCCUUUUUACUCCCUCUAUUAUAUGGCUGUUUAUACACAAAUACGCAAAUGAAUCUCCAUAUUUCACAUCCGGUAGUUGUUUCGUAAACUCGUCUUUUAUCGUUACAACUAGCCUGUUUUUCUUCGUACUUAUUACAUUUGAAUAUUCACAUGUUAACAAAGUAAACUGUAACACAGCAACUGUAACACAGCGUGUUACGGAUUAUCCUUCAUGAGAAGUUUCACAGUAAGGUUUUCAUUUGCAGAUCCCAAAGUUUAAACCACCCUGUACAGCACAAUAAACAGUACCACAAGAAAGAAAUUGUGGAGAGAGAUUAUGUUCAUGGUCAUACUUAAAAGAUUUUAUGCCGGCUAGUACCGUAAAGCUAUAAACGCAUAUAGUUUACCCUUCCACUCCUAAUGGUAACUAGUUAAAAAUAGAACAAAAAAAAAUCAAAUUUUACUUUGUAGAAUCCUGAGAAAUAAGUAGGACGAUGCAAACGUUCUGUUAAAGACGGUUUUUUUAUGGUAACACCAGAGUAUUUCAUCCUCAUUUAAGAAUUAGAGUGACAAAUUAUCUUGUCAUAACUUGGUCUAGAAGUGGAGGGGUUAAGUAACAGGUUAUUGUUCAGAUUGUUAGUCGAAGACACAAGAUAUUUAAAGCGCAUUUUAUAUCGUCUUAAGUCUUAUAAAUGAUAUUUCUAUCGCAUCACUUCAUGAAGUGAUUUUUUAGCCAACCCGGCUUCUUUAAAAAUAGCAUAAAGAGAAUGUCGGAGCCCAAGAAAAGAUGAAAAUAGUCACACCACAACUCUGUAAAUUUUGAUAUUUUUAAUUUAUGACGAGAGUGAGAAUUGUAUUUUUACUUGUGUGUUAUAUUAAAACUAAGAACUGACCGUUGGUUUGAAAAUGUUCAUACUUCGUUACAUUUAAUCAGCAGAUUAUAAACUGCCUGAUUUAAGAGGCAAUAAUGAAAACAAAAUGAAGCCUUGCCAUGUUUAAUUCCGAGCACUUUGAUAAUUUGCUUUUUGUGUAUGAAUUUAGUCGAUAACUAGGCUUAGAGCGGACGGAAGCAGAAACACACGAGAGCGAGCGCUGGCCGCACGCCUCUGUGUUUGCUACCGAUUCUCAACUGUAUAUGCGUCACUCUGGUUAAGGUUUGAAAGUUUAAAUAUACAUAUAUAUUAAGAACAGAGUACAGUUUUGGAUAUUUAAUAACUUAAUCCCACAUACCACUCAAUAGAGUAGGAACUAUUGCUACGAUUUUCGAUUCUUCAGACCUUGGAAUUAAAGCUUCAUUUCAAUUGU